UCCCAUGCAGAGACGGGGUGGUUGGCGGUGACAGUGUGUCGUUUCCUUGUUGUUCCCUCCGCCGUGUAAUGAAUGGUUCCUCGUUAAACAAUCCGAGCCCACAGCCCUACGCUUUCUAAGCAUCCGUUAGAAGGAGGGUGACCAUGUCCCCUGACGAGAUCACCUACCUUGCCGUGCUGCUGUUUUCUGUAAUAAUAGGAUUUCCCUUCAAGCAUGCAAGUCCACAUGUGAAGCAGUGGGGUGGAGCAGCGGUGGGAUUGCUGGUGACGCUGGGGACUUGUAACAUCCACAUCCUGCAUUCCAUUAUCACCAUCCUUGGGACAUGGCUUAUCACAAAGAUAUCACCCAGAUCCUGUCACUUCCUCGCACUGGGCUGGACCUUCAGCUACCUGCUCUUCUUCCGAACAGCGACUUAUUUUGACCUUCCAGCACCCACCCCGUUCACUAAUGCCGUGCAGUUACUUUUAACACUGAAGCUUGUGAGCUUUGCAAAUGAGGUGCAAGAAUUUAACAGAGUCAAGAAACAAGAAGUGGCAUCCUUUUCCAGUCAGUCAUCUGUCAACAUGAUUCCCAAGAUCCCAAGUCUGAUAGAGGUUUUCUUGUACAGUUAUUGCUACAUCGGACUCAUGACUGGCCCCUUCUACAGAUUUAAGACCUACCAUGACUGGCUGCACCAAAUUGGUUCUCAAGAUAUUCCGACCUGGAAGCCCAUGUUGAUGCGGUUGAAGCCGGCCCCUGUGUUUGGUGUUCUGUUUCUCAUGGUUUCACACUACUUCCCUCUGGAAUACGUGAAGAAAGAUGAGUUCUACGAGUGCUCCUUCCUGUAUCGCCUCUUCUACAUGGUCCCCAUCUUCUUUGUGUUCCGCAUGCGCUUUUAUGUGGCCUGGAUAUUUGCAGAGUGUGGUUGUAUCUCUGCCGCCUUUGGUGCCUACCCUGUUGCAGCCAAGUCUCGCUCUGGUGCGGGACCAACCGUAGAAUAUGCGCUACUAGAGAGAGACGCUGAUGGAACAAAGGUGAACGUCGAGUAUGACUAUGAGACCAUCAAGAACAUUGACUGCUAUGGAGCAGAUUUCUGUGUGAAGGUGAAAGACGGGAUGCGCUGCUGGAACAUGAGUGUGCAGUGGUGGCUGGCACAGUACAUAUACAAGAAUUCACCCUUAAAGUCCCUUGUGUUUGGGAGUGCCUGGACCAUGUUAGUCAGCGCUUACUGGCACGGGAUUCAUCCUGGGUAUUACCUGAGUUUCCUGACCAUACCCUUGUGCCUGGCAUCAGAGACCUCCAUGGACGUUGGCCUGAGACGUCGCCUGUCUGAUUCUGGCAAGCUAGUGUUCGACUGGGUGCACUGGUUCCUUAAAAUGAGGUCCUAUGACUACAUGUGCAUGGGUUUUGUCCUGCUCACCUUCUCUGACACGGUCCGCUAUUGGCACUCCAUUUAUUUUGCCAUCCAUGUGGUGGCUGUUUUCUUCUUGAUUGUUGGCAAGCUGCUGGCCAUGACCACUCCUCGAGCUCCCAGGAGCAGCAAAGAAGGAAAGGAAGAGAUUAAGAAGGAAAAAUGAUUAAAUGUCUUGUGCCCUGGAUGUCUCUGCAAGCCAUAGAAUAUCUGUGCUUGUGCUAGACUGGAUGUCCUGAUUGAACAAGUCCUAUACUUCAGGUACCAGACUGUGAAGGACUUUAUUUACUGCACAUGUUGGGAGUUGCAGUCUCUCAGUAGUAUGUCAGCGUCCCUGUCUUCACCCGAACUAUGUGCUUCCUUGAAGGACCACAGGGUGGUUAUUACACUUCACAGUUAUCAUUUAUUUACAGCUUUUUUAUGUUUCAGCCUCAUAAGUUGUGAUCAAAUGCGUGUUGUUACAAUGCCUCUUGUCAUUGCCAUAUACUCAUCCUCACGUGUUUGUCUUUAGUUCCCCCUACUGGUAGGGCUAUGAAUUGCUGGACAUAAGAAAUUAGUUGACCAAUGGUCUUCUACAGCUGCAAAAAAAAAAAGCUUUGUGGGGUAACCUUUUUUGUAAUCUAAUAGGAAUUAUUAUAAUUAAAAUAAUUACAUUUUCAGUAAGGGCAACACAAAUGGAGAAUUUAUCAUAAAGUUAAGGCCUCAUGCACACGAACCUUAUCGUUUCGUGGUCCACAAACCGCAGAUCUACAAAGUAAGGGUAUUCUCUGUCUGCCAUCUGCAUUUUUUGUGAACUUAUUGACUGUAAUGGGUCCAUGGACCGCAAAUUGACAACUAGGUGUUACCAGUUUGAGGGGUGUCACUGAACACGCUCACACUGUCCAAUCAGUGCUGACAUAAUGAGACUGUAGGGACAGACGCCUUUAAACAGGCAAAAUAGUAACACCCAGUUGGCAGUUUAUUCAUAGAUUUCCCGGAGAAGUAACAGAAGAACAGCACAAUGCAGAGUUCAAUUGUUAUAUUUCCACAUAAUUGUUUUUUAUGGCACAUAUUAGUAUUUACUAAAACGGACAUGUCAGGACAUUCGGCAGGUCCUGUAAGGCUCUGUGCACAGCUGCAGCACACACUGCUGUUCUUGCCAGCAAAAUGAUGAAACUUAAUAAUGAUAACCAGAGAGUUCGGUAUGAUACUAAGGCUGGUUGCUGGAACAUAUGCCAUUCUACUGGAGAAGUUGCUGGCACCUACACAUGUAUGAUAACAUAGUAUUACAGUAUUUUUUGGACUAUAAGACUCACAUAGUUAACAGUCAGGGUCCUCCAGCAUUGCCAGACCUCCCUGACUGCUUCCUUAAUGAUCCAAUAGAGCACCAAUAUGUAGGAUCGGUGCAUGCAGGAGAGAAGGGUGAGAUAAUAUGGAGACGACUGUGAGAAACAGGUCUCCAGGCAGUCGAGAAGGAGAGGAAAGCCCUGACUUAGGGCUCUUGCGCACGACCAUAUGCCCUCCAAGACAUACGGUCCGGGCCAUACAUCGUGCGCACGAGAGCGCACAGCAUCAUAGGUUACUAUGAUGCUGUGUGCAUCGGGCCACACAAAUAAUAUCAUAUG
Messenger RNA from Bufo gargarizans (Asiatic toad), 2994 nucleotides. It is a transcript of the gene MBOAT7, whose product is annotated as membrane bound O-acyltransferase domain containing 7. Gene Ontology annotation, cellular component: mitochondria-associated endoplasmic reticulum membrane contact site; membrane. Gene Ontology annotation, molecular function: lysophospholipid acyltransferase activity. Gene Ontology annotation, biological process: phosphatidylinositol biosynthetic process; lipid modification. The transcript is spliced from 8 exons. The coding region runs from base 144 to 1556 and encodes 470 amino acids. The record is from RefSeq and is a predicted model, not a curated record. NCBI's taxonomy places the organism in Eukaryota, Metazoa, Chordata, Amphibia, Anura, Bufonidae.